Messenger RNA from Thlaspi arvense, 1573 nucleotides. The record is from the annotation of a GenBank genome assembly. Lineage: Eukaryota; Viridiplantae; Streptophyta; Magnoliopsida; Brassicales; Brassicaceae.
GUUUACUUAUUAGUUUCGCUAGAGAAUAUUAUGAUAUAGCAUCCAUAUCUUUUGUUUAAAGUUCAAAAAUGCUUAUAGUAUAAAGAUUACUCAGUCUGCACAACACAUAUAUGUAUAGCUUUUGAGCGCCAGCGAAGGAGAAAAAGACAAAAUUAACUUGUUCAUUUAUCAUAGUCUAAAUUCUAAAGAUUGAUUAUAUUUGCCUAUAAGUAAGUUUUUGGUUAAUCAAUAUAUAUACACACAGUCUUAUUUCUAUAUAUACAUGUAUAUAUACAGCCCAUCUAUAUAUAUGUAGACACGUAUGUGUAUAAAUAUUAGAGCAGUGACGAACACAUUAUAUCAGGUCCGCCACGAAAAUAGCACACAUAUCAAUCUUGGAAACAUGAGAGAGGAUAAUAGCGGUUUGAAAACGCGCGUUCUGGUGGUUGGCGGGACGGGGUCGUUAGGGAGGAGGAUCGUAACGGCGUGUUUGGCUGAGGGACACGAGACCUACGUUCUGCAGCGGCCAGAGAUCGGAGUGGACCUCGAGAAGGUGCAGCUCCUUCACUCUUUCAAAAGACUCGGCGCACGUCUAGUCGAAGCAUCGUUCACUGACCACCAGAGCCUUGUCUCCUCCGUGAAACAAGUCGACGUUGUUGUCUCCGCCAUGUCCGGUGUUCAUUUUCGUAGCCACAAUAUCCUCGUUCAGCUCAAGCUCGUCGAAGCCAUCAAAGAGGCCGGUAACAUCAAGCGCUUUUUACCAUCAGAAUUUGGAAUGGAUCCGCCACGUAUGGGACAUGCGAUUCCACCAGGAAGAGAAACGUUCGAUCAAAAAAUGGAAGUACGAAAUGCAAUUGAGAUGGCCGGAAUCCCCCAUACAUAUAUCGUUGGCGCUUGUUUUGCCGCAUACUUUGUCGGAAAUUUAUCUCAAAUGGGAACUUUGAUCCCUCCAAAGAAAAAGGUCAAUAUUUAUGGAGACGGAAAUGUAAAAGUGGUGUUCGCAGAUGAAAAUGACAUUGCAAAAUAUACUGCAAAGACGCUUAACGAUCCUCGGACGAUAAAUAAAACUGUGUAUCUUAGACCAGCCGAUAACAUUCUCACACAAAUGGAGUUGGUUAAGAUAUGGGAAAAGUUAACCGGAAAAGAAUUGGAGAAAACCAAUAUUUUUGCAAAUGACUUUCUUGCCGACAUUGAAGAUGAAAAUAAAGGCAUACCACACAAAGCAGGAUUAGGACACUUCUAUCACAUAUUCUAUGAAGGUUGUCUCACAGAUCAUGAAGUUGGAGACGAUGAAGAAGCUUCAAGACUUUACCCGGAUGUGAAGUACACUCGUAUGGAUGAAUAUUUGAAAAUAUUCGUCUAGUUUGGUCGACUCAAAAGACAUACAAAUCAAACACAUCACCAUUAUUAAGUUUUCUUUCUUAUUUCUCAUGCUUUUUGUUUACUGUGUUAAUUUAAAAUUGUAAGAUGUAAUAAUGUUUUUGCAAAUGACUAUCUUGCCGAUAUUGAAGGUAUUUGUUUAACUUGAAGAUUUUCCCUGAUAAUUUCACAAAUUGAAGAAAUUUUGAGAUAAAAACGAUUUUACCACUAAGUA